AUGACAACUCAGAUGGUUUCGUUGAGUGACCCAGACAAGCGCCAGUAUCAUGCGCGAGUGUCCAGCAAUACAUCCAAGCCACCAGGGCGCCAAUGGACAACUUCGUUUCUCAUAAGCAUCACCGUCCUGGCGGCCCUUCUGCAGCUGCAUCGUGCGUUUCUCACGGUGACGAGCUCCGUCAGCCCCCUCGGCACAAGUGAAGAGAAGACCGCUGUUUGGGAUUGGGCAGCAUUGGAGCCAAGUAAGGAACUGGUGUGGGAGAGAUGCUACGGUGGCCAGUUUGAUUGUGCGCGGCUCGAUGUCCCCCUCGAUUGGCUUGAACCCUCGGAAGAAGCACGCGUGGUGCUCGCCGUCAUACGUGCCCCGGCCAAGAGCCGGGAAGACUACAGAGGCCCAGGUCCUGGAGGCUCAGGGGUUGCUUGGUUGGCUGAGGGUAUCGCCGAUUACUUACAGACCAUCAUCGGAGAUAAUCAUGACAUCAUCAGCUGGGACCCCCGAGGUGUCGGCGCUUCAGUGCCUCGUAUAGAUUGCUGGGGAUCUUCGCGGAAGAGACACGAUUGGGCCAUGCAGAACACGGGUGUUGUCGACUCGCACCCAGGAAUGCUCUUUGAUGCUCUAGCCCAGUUCGACGCUGUUUCUAAGCAGUGCGAGAGCUAUAUGAACACGACCACGCCCGGAUUGCUGCAUCACAUUUCAACAGCUUCCCACGCUCGGGACAUGUUGGAGAUAUCUGACAAGCUAGGCUUCGAGAAGGUCAAAUAUUGGGGCGUCAGCUACGGUACCAUACUUGGGGGAACCUUUGCUGCGCUUUACCCUGACAGAGUAGAGAGGCUUGUAAGCGAUGGCAAUGUGGAUUAUGGCGACUGGUUCGCAAAUGUACAACUCAACUACCUCCAAGAUGCCGAUAAGAUCAUGGAGUACUUUUUCGAGUCCUGCGCCAAAGCCGGGCCCGAGAAGUGCGCUUUCCAUGAAGCCAGCGCUGCCAGCAUUGAAGAGAGAUUCUUCAAACUGCUCGGCAGCCUGAAGAAGAGCCCCGUGCUGAUACCGCCCUACACCAACGGAACCCAGCUCGAGAUGCCCGAGCUGGUCACUUAUUCAAAGCUACAGAGCCUCCUCAGGGGCUGUCUCUACAAGCCGAUCGAGAAGCUGCCACAGCUGGCCGCGGUCAUGGCGGCCCUCGAGCGCAAGGAUGGAGUCCCGUACUACCAGAUGGCCAACGAGGACGACGGGCCGCCGAUGCUCGACUUCUGCGCCGUGAACGAGACCCUGCCGACGGUCCCGGAGAUCCCCCGGCACUCGGACGACGCGUUCCCGGCCAUCAUGUGCGCGGACGGCGAGCCCAUCGACGCCAGCCCGGACUCGAUCCUGGCCUACGCCAAGGCGCUGCAGCGCAUCAGCCGGUACGCGGGGGCGUCCAACGUGCACUCGAAGCUGUCGUGCGCGGGGCGGCGGGCGCGGCCGCGGUGGCGGUUCGCGGGCCCGUUCGGCGGGAUCCAGACCAGUUUCCCGGUCCUGUUCGUCGGCAACAUCGCCGACAACGUGACGCCGCUGCGCAGCGCGCGCAGCAACGCGGCCGCCUUCCCCGGCGCCGUCGUCCUGGUCCAGGAGUCGUACGGCCACUGCAGCCUCGCGGCGCCGUCGACGUGCACGGCCAGGGCCAUCCGGGACUACUUCCAGCACGGCGUCCUGCCGGACCCGGACACGCGGUGUGCGCAGGACUACGAGAUGUUCGAGGAGCCUCCCGAGAUCUCUGCCACGGGGCUGGAGGGGGAUAUCGCGAGGGCUGUCCGGGAACUAUCGAGAAGGGCUCACGUUGCUAUGUGGUGA
Molecule: messenger RNA, 1827 nt
Organism: Neoarthrinium moseri
Lineage: Eukaryota; Fungi; Ascomycota; Sordariomycetes; Amphisphaeriales; Apiosporaceae
Exons: 6
Coding region: 1-1827 (608 amino acids)
Source: RefSeq, a predicted model, not a curated record